This is a messenger RNA of Dendronephthya gigantea, 1153 nucleotides long. RefSeq names its product transmembrane protein 50A-like. Gene Ontology annotation, biological process: late endosome to vacuole transport via multivesicular body sorting pathway; protein targeting to vacuole. Lineage: Eukaryota; Metazoa; Cnidaria; Anthozoa; Malacalcyonacea; Nephtheidae. The coding region runs from base 102 to 563 and encodes 153 amino acids. The transcript is spliced from 6 exons. The record is from RefSeq and is a predicted model, not a curated record.
AAGUGAUAUGGUUUUGACAAAAUCAUACUUUUGAAAGUUUUGUUGAUAUUUGAUAUUUCAGUAUAUUUCUUGUAAAUUGUUUGCACGAAACAGAUGUGGGAAUGAGUGGAUGCUUAGAUAAUGCACAUUGCCCGACAUGUGAAAUAGAUUUGGGAGAGAAACGCAAUACAAUCGCCUCGGUUGCAUCAGGAACUUUGUUCUUUAUUGGUUGGUGGAUCAUGAUUGAUAAUCAUGCAAAUGAAACAUUUGAACCAGCUUAUCAUACCGUUGGCGUAGUUUCCUCAUUGGCAGUUAUUUUUAUAAAUUCUGUUUCCAAUUCCCAAGUGAGAGGUGACAAUUAUGAUGCCGGUUUCCUAGGGACUAAAGGUGCAAGAGUUUGGCUUAUAGUUGGAUUUUUGUUUGGAUUUGGAGGACUAAUUGCAGCCACGUGGAUUCUGUUUGCAAACUAUGUUGUCAAAGAUGUUGACAAUCCUUAUCCUGGAGUUGCCAUAUUCCUGCAAAAUGCUUUCAUAUUUUUCAGUGGUAUACUUUUCAAGUUUGGUCGUAGUGAAGAUGAAUUUUGAUAACUACAAUCACCAAACCACAUGCACACACACUUCAUGGUCACACAGACCUAGUGAUUGAUUGGAACACAUUGGCAGAUGCAAGGUAUCUUGGAAAAUAUUAAGUGAAUCAUUUAUAGUUUAAUAAACAGAUAACUCUCGAAAUAUUCAGCCAGUAAAGAAACACUACAACUGAUAGAUCUGCAUAAUGUAGGACAGUUUGAUAGAAUUUUCGGUUGAACAUAUAUGCUUUACCUGCCUGCUGAUAAUUGCCAAGUAUUUUGCUAUCAGAAUGCAAUUUAUUGUGAGAUCUACAGAUCAAAGCACAACUGAGGACUAUAUUUAUAAUACACAGAAAGAACAGUAGCCUUUUCACUGAAUCAGGCUGUAUUCUAACAGUAUGUUUAGGUCUAUUUUGAAUAUAUUUAAUGUAAAUCGUCAAAUUAUAAUUGUUUUGCAUAGGGAUUUCGAUAGGGAUUUUGUGAGAACUUAGGUGAAGUAACGUAGGUUCAAAUGAAUGCUUAAAAACAGUAAAGAAUGCAUCUAACUGAUUGGAAUGAGCUCUGAAAUAUAACAAGUUGAGGUCAGGAAUGCAGCCAAUAAUAAAUAUG